This is a messenger RNA of Morone saxatilis (striped sea-bass), 3781 nucleotides long. Its product is annotated as anthrax toxin receptor 1-like. Gene Ontology annotation, molecular function: signaling receptor activity. Gene Ontology annotation, cellular component: membrane. NCBI's taxonomy places the organism in Eukaryota, Metazoa, Chordata, Actinopteri, Moronidae. The record is from RefSeq and is a predicted model, not a curated record.
CAGAGAGAGAGAGAGAGAGACUUGAAAAUACAAGAAGAGUUUUGCAAAGAGUUAGACAAUCAGGGUCUGAGGAUCUCUCUGUUGCAUGGCCUUAUCAUUAACAAAAGCCAAGAGUGGGAGGUUGUGGAGCUCUUCUCAUCUUUGUGCAGACCCAUUGAUGAGAGGGUCCCAACAACAGUGAGACCCACAACACUCAUGCUUUCUCUCUCCCCUCUACUUCGACCUUUGAGUUACACCUACUGCCUUCCUUUGGAUUAUUGCUCUUUUAAAUGCUGAAGGCGCCUGUGGAGGACUGAAAGAAGAAUCUGCAAGGAGGAUUAACUCUGCAGCUAUUUUGUUUAACUUUAACUUUUUUGAAGUUGGUUUUAUUCAUCAUCACCAUCUGUAUGAGAUUUUCUUCAGCUGGAAUAAUGCCUUCGUGGUGGAGUAGAAGCUCCUGGUUUCCUGUGGUGUUUGGUGCUGCGCUGGUUGUUCUUACCGCUGGCAAUGCUGGACCGAACCAGGACAGGAGGCAGGCUGGGUCCUCCUCAUGCUUUGGAGGCUUUGAUCUUUACUUUGUUUUGGACAAAUCCGGGAGUGUGCAGAAUCACUGGAAUGAAAUCUACCACUUUGUUGAACAUCUAGCUCAUAAAUUCAUAAGUCCACAGUUGCGGAUGUCCUUCAUUGUGUUUUCCACUGAGGGACGGAUCUUGAUGAGCCUGACAGAAGACAGGGAACGCAUUCGCAAAGGUCUGGAGGAGCUCCACGGAGUACUUCCUGGGGGAGACACCUUCAUGCAUGAGGGCAUCCUGAGGGCCAGUGAGCAGAUAUACUAUGGAAACACUGAAGGUUAUCGCACUGCCAGUGUCAUUAUAGCUCUGACAGACGGAGAGCUGCACGAGGAUCUCUUCUACUAUGCUGAGAGGGAGGCCAAUCGCUCCCGAAGUCUGGGUGCCUCAGUUUACUGUGUGGGGGUGAAGGACUUCAAUGAGACACAGCUGGCAAAGAUUGCUGAUAGUAAGGACCACGUCUUCCCUGUGAAUGAUGGAUUUGAAGCCUUGCAGGGGGUCAUUGACUCGAUCCUGAAGAAGUCCUGUAUUGAGAUCCUGGCAGCAGAGCCCUCUAGUAUCUGUGCAGGAGAGACCUUCCAAGUGGUGGUGAGAGGAAAUGGAUUUCUCCACGCCCGCAAUAUCGAUAAGGUUCUGUGCAGCUUCCGCAUCAACGACACCGUUACUAAGAUGGUGAAGCCUUUGAUUGUGGAAGAUACAUAUCUUCUCUGCCCUGCACCAAUACUUCAAGAUGAGGGAAUGGCAGCAAACCUUUAUGUUAGUAUGAACGAAGGUCUUAGUUUCAUCUCCAGUUCGGUCACCAUUACCACUGUGGGCUGUUCUGAUGGGACCAUCCUGGCCAUAGCUCUUCUCAUCCUGAUGCUGCUCCUGGUCUUGGCUCUCCUCUGGUGGUUCUGGCCUCUCUGCUGCACUGAGAUCAUCCAUGAGCCCCCACCGCCGCCUGUGGAGGACAGUUCGGAUGAUGAAGACUUUGAAGCCCCUAAGAAAAAAUGGCCAACUGUAGAUGCCUCCUACUACGGAGGAAGAGGGGUUGGGGGAAUUAAAAGGAUGGAGGUUCGCUGGGGUGAAAAAGGCUCCACCGAAGAAGGAGCAAAGCUGGAAAAGGCCAAAAAUGCCAAAGUGAAGAUGCCCGAGCAGGAGUAUAUGCCGCCACCCAUGCGAGUUCUCAACAACGGCAUGCACAAACCCCCAGGGCCCCGAAAGUGGUACUCACCCAUCAAGAGCAAACUGGAUGCAUUGUGGGUGCUUUUAAGAAAAGGCUACGACCGUGUGUCUGUAAUGAGACCUCACCCAGGUGACAAGGGCAGAUGCAUGAACUUCACCCGCAUGAAAUCUCCCCCUCUUCAGUACCCGCACUACCACCAACCAUCUCCCAUCUACAACCCUCCACCUGCGCCGCAGGGGACCCUCCCAUCGACUCCCAGCACCGCUCCAUCAUCUCCAUCGUUCUCCUCUCUCACCCUUCCGCCACUGCCUCCAACCCCUCCUCCUACCUCCACCACUCCCUCCCCUCCCAUCACACCUCCCCCUUACACGCCACCUCCCAACCGGGCUCUGCCUCCGACCACCCUGCACAUACCCGCCCCGCCAGCGCUGCCACCCGGGCCUGUAGACCUCUGGCAGCAGACAGGAGAGUUUUAAUUUAAAAAGGCAACUCAGAGUCCCCACAACAAUCAGCACAUGACCAUCCUUGAUUGUACCUGCAAGCGACAUGUGAGUGCCUCGUGCCACGCUCGGUGGGCUGUGGCCUUUCUGCCUUGUGAAGUGGAGCAGUGAGGCCUUGUUUCCAGCUAUUUGUCUACAGUGACUUUUGUACACAUUUAGCCCAACAGUGCAAUUGCUCGGAUGCUUGAAUUACACAGACAUUCCCUACAAAUGAGGUCACGCAGGCCCGGCUCAAAAACAUUUGACUCCAUGGUCCGUCGAGCUGCUUCAGGGCCUGUUGUCCCCUCCAUGAGCUCAUAACAUUGGAUGAAUCCUGACCAUGCAGAGGAACAACAGCUUGUACUAAUGCCUCUGUACAUUGGCCACAGUCAUGGUUCGAAAUGACACUCAAAUCUGUGUCUGUGUAACAUUUAUAUCUUUCCUGGUAAGAGAUAAAAGACUCAUAUGCAAAUGUUCCACACACAGCAGAUUUAGAAGAAUCUGAGAAAUCCCUGAUUUUGUACUCUUGAAUGUUGAGCAAUUGCAUGCAGUAGUGUUUGAGUCAGCAUUUUUGUACUUUUUUAUAACGUUUCUACCUUGUUUUAUACAACAUAAACACAUUUUUUAUUUGUACUUUUAGCGCUGAGUAGAACACAUUUUCUGAGUUGUCUUUUUUUUCAUCAUUGCUGAUAAACACAUGUACAGUAAGCGUAUUGAAACAGCGAUGCAACGUAUCAGAACUUUUGACUUCUAUGCCGUAUUAAACCAGCCUAAUGUGAGUCAUUACUGGCCUAUUUUUUGUGCACACAACAAUAAAUUGGGAUUUAGACACCAAAACACCCCAUUACUUCAACUGACCUGACCGAGAUGACCAAUAUGAUAUCUGACUAUCAAUAUGUGGACAGAAAAUAUGUCAGUCAGGGAAAAGCUUUGCACAUCAUCUUACUCAUCCGCCCACAGCCUCUAGCAAUAUGUGUAAACAAUCAUUUUGAUAUAACCAUGUGUGUUCAGAUAUCUGUGUGUGUGCGUGUGUGUGUCAGAAAGACAGAGAGACAAGCCUACUAUAUGUAUUUGUGACAGCCAGUCCUACAGUGACCUGAGUCUGUAUGCCAGUUUUAUCAACUUAUUUUUGCACAAGGUCCUUUCACAGCAUGGGACAUGAUAAAAUAAUUCUGUUUCAGGGGUCAAAUAAAGUUCAGUGUAGAUUAAAUAAAAGGUUAAUAUGCAGCUGUUCUUUGAUGGUGAUCCGAGGAGUGUCUGCAGAAUGCAGAUUACAAGCUCAUCUUCAAUCAGAAAGGGUCUUUCACUCAAAGGGGUCUCAUGUAAAUGUCACGGCAUAACUGAAAAGACUGUAUGUAACUUUCCACCAAUACAGUAUGUAGACAUAUGUUUGUUUCAUUCAAAAUGAAAGUAAACGAUUUAAGUGUAUUAAAUUGAAAUGUCUUUCAGUAUUUUUCUUCAAAUACAAUUACUGACCUGUAAACCAUUGUAAUUUCUUUACUGACAAUGUAAAAACAGCCACUGAGCCACACUUUGCUCUCAGACUUGAAUGAGUUUCUUCAAGUCACUUUUUAAUCACACAGUGCUCC